AUGACGUUCCUGAAGGACCCGUCGAAGAAGUACAAGGCGUUCAAGCCGCCGCAUUUGCCGAACCGACAGUGGCCCGACAAGGUCAUUGAGAAGGCUCCCCGUUGGCUGUCCUCUUGCCUCCGCGAUGGCAACCAGAGUCUGCCCGAUCCAAUGAGCGGCGACGAGAAGUGGCGCUACUUUAAGAUGCUUUGCGACCUCGGCUACAAGGAGAUUGAGGUCUCUUUCCCCUCUGCGUCCCAGACCGACUUCGACUUCACCCGCCGCCUGAUCGAAACCCCGGGAGCCGUGCCGGAUGACGUAUUCCUCCAGGUCCUUUCGCCCUGCCGCCCCGAUCUCAUCCGAAGGACGGUAGAUUCGGUCCGCGGUGCGAAAAACGCCAUCAUCCACAUCUAUCUCGCCACGAGCGAGUGCUUCCGGCAGGUCGUCUUCGGCUACACGGAAGAGCAGACCCUGGAGCUCGCCGUGGAAUGCACCAAGCUCGUCAGGUCCCUGACCAAGGACGACCCUGAAGCUUCAGAAACCCGAUGGCAGUUCGAAUUCUCGCCCGAGUGCUUCUCCGACACAGAUCCCGAGUAUGCCCUAAGGGUAUGCCGCGCGGUGAAAGCUGCUUGGGGCCCUAAUGGAAAGACCGGCGAUCAAAUCAUCCUCAACUUGCCCGCCACGGUCGAGCUGUCGACACCCAAUGUGUAUGCCGACUUGGUCGAACACUUUUGCAACAACAUCGGAGACAGAGAGGACCACCCUCACAACGACCGUGGAACUAGUAUUGCAGCUGCAGAACUGAGCCAGAUGGCGGGAGCUGACCGUGUAGAGGGCUGUCUGUUCGGCAACGGAGAGAGAACCGGUAAUGUUGAUCUCGUCACCUUGGCUCUGAACCUUUACACACAAGGUGUGAGCCCAGAAAUCGAUUUCUCCGACUUGAACUCGGUCAUCGACAUGGUCGAAUCAUGCACCAAAAUUCCCGUCCACCAGCGUGCUCCCUACGGCGGUAGCCUCGUCUGUGCAGCCUUCUCGGGCAGCCAUCAAGAUGCAAUCAAGAAAGGAUUCCAGAACCGCCAGAACAAAGGCUUGUCCAGCGAGGAUCCAUGGAACGGAAUGCCGUACCUGCCACUUGAUCCUCAGGAUAUCGGUCGCAAUUACGAGGCCAUCAUUCGCGUCAACUCGCAGUCUGGAAAGGGAGGAACCGCAUUCAUUCUGCAGGCGAAGCUGCAGCUCGAUCUCCCCCGCGGCCUCCAGGUUGCCUUCUCCAAAGUUGUCCAGCGCCGCACCGAAGAGCUUGGACGCGAGAUGCUUGCCAAUGAGAUUACCGAUCUCUUCGAGACGACUUACUUCCUCCGCGAAAACCCUCACUUUACCCUCGUGGACUACAGCAUCACCCCCGAUCGCUCACGGUCUCCUGUUCCCGCAGCCGCAGGCAAAACCCAGGACACGAAGGACCUGAUCCGUAUCUUUGACGGCGUGGUCCUUGCGGAAGGCAAAGAGUUCAAAUUGCGUGGCCGAGGAAACGGACCCAUCUCCAGCAUGGUGGCCGCGCUCAAGCAAAUCGGCAUUGACCUCGAUGUUCACGACUACAAGGAGCACGCCAUCGGCGAGGGCCGAGGUGUGAAAGCUGCCGCGUAUAUUGAAUGCAAGCCUACAGGCAGCAAGCAGACGAUCUGGGGCGUUGGCAUUCACGAGGACGUGGUACAGAGCUCGCUCAUCGCCCUGCUGAGCGCGGCGAGUAAUUUCGUCACGAGCCGACCCAACAGCCCUAUCCUGAAGCCCGCCGAAUCCGCUCCUCCUCAGGAGACGCCCAGUCUCGUUUCCGUUCUGGAAGAGAAGGCCAACGGUAUGUAG
This is a messenger RNA of Colletotrichum higginsianum IMI 349063, 1836 nucleotides long. Its product is annotated as 2-isopropylmalate synthase. Bases 1 to 1836 code for a protein of 611 amino acids. Gene Ontology annotation, cellular component: mitochondrion. The transcript is spliced from 9 exons. Lineage: Eukaryota; Fungi; Ascomycota; Sordariomycetes; Glomerellales; Glomerellaceae. The record is from RefSeq and is a predicted model, not a curated record. Gene Ontology annotation, biological process: L-leucine biosynthetic process. Gene Ontology annotation, molecular function: 2-isopropylmalate synthase activity.